Messenger RNA from Vitis riparia (riverbank grape), 710 nucleotides. Its product is annotated as nuclear transcription factor Y subunit B-4-like. NCBI's taxonomy places the organism in Eukaryota, Viridiplantae, Streptophyta, Magnoliopsida, Vitales, Vitaceae. Gene Ontology annotation, molecular function: DNA-binding transcription activator activity, RNA polymerase II-specific; protein heterodimerization activity; RNA polymerase II cis-regulatory region sequence-specific DNA binding. The transcript has a single exon. Gene Ontology annotation, biological process: regulation of transcription by RNA polymerase II. Bases 1 to 441 code for a protein of 146 amino acids. Gene Ontology annotation, cellular component: CCAAT-binding factor complex; nucleus. The record is from RefSeq and is a predicted model, not a curated record.
AUGGUUGAUGAGCAGGAUCAUUUGCUGCCUAUUGCCAACGUGGGCCGGAUCAUGAAGCAAAUCCUGCCACCAAGAGCCAAGAUCUCCAAAGAAGGCAAAGAAACAAUGCAAGAGUGUGCAUCUGAGUUCAUAAGUUUUGUUACUGGUGAAGCAUCUGACAAGUGUCACAAAGAGAACCGCAAGACGGUGAACGGAGAUGACAUUUGUUGGGCUCUGAGUGCACUAGGAUUUGAUGACUAUGCUGAGGCUAUAUUAAGGUACUUACAUAAAUAUAGGGAGUUUGAAAGAGAGAGAGCCAACCAAAACAAAGUUGGUGGCAGUGAAGACAAAGAUGAAGCAACAAACUGUAAAUGUAUCCAAGCUGGGAAGCAAACUGUAAUUCCUCCAUUAGAGUGCAGAGUUAUCGAGAAGGGUAAUAGCUCUCUUACAAAGCCAUCUUAAGCAAUAUCUAUUAUGAAGAUAAUGAGGAUAAUAAUGGUGAUGAACAACAUCAUAGGAGCUAGGAAGCUCGAGUUUAUUGCCCAUAUGGUUGAAUCAAUUGUAAAAGGUUUGAAUAUAUCUCUGGAUUUCCUCCAACGAAGUCAGUAGGAUCUAAAGUUUGAGGUAUUUUGCACCUUUCUCCUCAACUAGGGCUUUUCACAUUUCUUUCUUACUAUCCUUUUUUCUUCUUCUUUGGGUGAAAAAGGGGGAAGAAAGAUUUGUGCAAGAUU